Diplodia corticola is the source of this 741-nucleotide messenger RNA. Its product is annotated as glycoside hydrolase family 12 protein. NCBI's taxonomy places the organism in Eukaryota, Fungi, Ascomycota, Dothideomycetes, Botryosphaeriales, Botryosphaeriaceae. Gene Ontology annotation, biological process: polysaccharide catabolic process. The record is from RefSeq and is a predicted model, not a curated record. The transcript is spliced from 2 exons. The coding region runs from base 1 to 741 and encodes 246 amino acids. Gene Ontology annotation, molecular function: cellulase activity.
AUGAAGCUCAGCUCCGCCUUCGCCUGGGCCGCCGCCGCCGCCGCCGUCUCCGCCGCGCCGUCGGCGCUGGAGCGCCGCGCCGACUUCUGCGGCGACUGGGACUCGGCCAAGAACGGCGUCUACACCACCUACAACAACCUCUGGGGGAAGAGCACCGCCGGCGUCUCGGGCUCGCAGUGCACCGGCGUCGACAGCUUCAACAGCAACACCAUCUCCUGGCACACGUCGUGGACCUGGUCCGGCGUGCCCAACCAGGUCAAGUCGUACGCCAACGUCGUCGUCGACCUGACCGCCAAGAAGCUCAGCGCCAUCAGCAGCAUCAACAGCAUCUGGCGCUGGAGCUACACCGGCAACAGCCUCGUCGCCAACGUCGCCUACGACCUCUUCACCUCGUCCACCCCCACCGGCAGUGAGGAAUACGAAAUCAUGAUCUGGGUCGGCUCGCUCGGCGGCGCGGGCCCCAUCUCGUCGACGGGCUCGGCCAUCGCCACCGUCACGCUGGCGGGCAACACGUGGAACCUGUUCAAGGGCCCCAACGGCGCCAUGACCGUCUUCUCCUUCGUCGCCACCAGCACCGUCAACAGCUUCAGCGGCAACCUCAACGACUUCAUCAAGUACCUCACCUCCAGCCAGGGCCUGUCCACCUCGCAGUACCUCACCCACAUCGGCGCCGGCACCGAGCCCUUCACCGGCACCAACGCCAAGUUCACCACUUCUUCCUUCACCGUCAGCCCCCGGUAA